Enhydra lutris kenyoni (northern sea otter) is the source of this 1773-nucleotide messenger RNA. Its product is annotated as exonuclease 5. Bases 276 to 1391 code for a protein of 371 amino acids. Gene Ontology annotation, biological process: interstrand cross-link repair. Gene Ontology annotation, cellular component: nucleus. The transcript has 3 exons. The record is from RefSeq and is a predicted model, not a curated record. Gene Ontology annotation, molecular function: single-stranded DNA 5'-3' DNA exonuclease activity. NCBI's taxonomy places the organism in Eukaryota, Metazoa, Chordata, Mammalia, Carnivora, Mustelidae.
GGGCGAGUCUCGGGCGGCCGCUGAGCAUUCUGGGUGUAUCUUCCUCCCGGGGGCUGUGCCUACUCGGCUGCUCAAGCUCUGCGGGCAGGGAGCAAAGAUUGGAUUAAGUAACUACAUCCGGGUUGCGGGGUAAACGAAGUCAUGGAGAAUUUGAUCCAGGAGCGAGGCAAGCGUUACCUCGCAUCUGGGAUGAGCAACAGCCUGUGUCGAGAGGAUCAGAGAGGAGGAAACGCCGCACUGUGAGGGACUGGUCAGGAUAUGCAGGGCUUUGUGCCAUGGCAGAGACUGGGGAAGAGGUGUCAGCGGAGGCCUCAGGGUUCUCAGACAUGAGUGACUCAGAGUUUCUAGAGUAUCUGGAUCUGGAAGAUACUCAAGAGUCAAGUGCUUCACUUAGCAAGCCUGGCCUUUCUUCUGAACUCCCUGGGAAGGAUGGCAAGCUCGUAAGCUUACCAACAUGGAAAAGAAGAUUGGAUGUCUCAUCACCUAUGGAGCGUUUCCACCUUAAAUAUUUGUAUGUCAGUGACCUGUCUACUCAGGACUGGUGUGAACAGCAAAUGGUAUAUGAGAAGGAGCUUCCUGGUUUCUUGGCUCCUGAGAAGGCAGCUGUUUUGGACACUGGUGCCAGCAUCCACCUAGCUAGAGAACUGGAAGUUCAUGAUCUUGUGACUCUCCCCAUCACUAAUAAAGAAGAUGCUUGGGCAGUUAAAUUUCUGAAUAUAUUAUCAAUGAUUCCUGUCUUGCAGUCAGAGGGAUGUGUCAGAGAGUUUCCAGUGUUUGGAGAAGUGGCGGGUGUGCUGCUCGUUGGAGUAAUUGAUGAUCUGCGCUAUACAGCCAAGGGGGAACUGGAACUGGCUGAACUGAAGACACGCAGGCGCCCUAUGCUCCCUCUGGAAGCCCAGAAAAAAAAAGACUGUUUUCAAGUCAGCCUGUACAAAUAUAUCUUUGAUGCCAUGGUUCAAGGGAAAGUGACCAGCGCUAGCCUAAUCCACCAUAUAAAAUUAUGUCCAGACAAGCCACUGGGACCGUCAGUGCUGAAGCACGCCCAGCAGGGAGGCUUCUCUGUGAAGUCCCUGGGCGACCUCAUGGAGUUAGUCUUCUUGUCUCUAACCCUGUCUGACCUCCCAGUUAUUGAUAUCCUGAAGAUUGAAUAUAUCCACCAAGAGACUGCCACUGUGCUGGGUACAGAGAUGGUGGCCUUUGAAGAGAACGAGGUGAAAAGCAAAGUGCAGCACUAUAUGGCCUACUGGAUGGGCCACCGAGAGCCUCAAGGGGUUGAUGUGGAGGAGGCUUGGAAAUGCCGGACAUGCAGCUAUGCAGAUAUCUGUGAGUGGAGGAAGGGCGGUGGGAUGCCCAGCUCCAUUCUAGAGCCCCAGGCCAAAAAAGUGAAAUGAACAGAAGGGUAUACCUUCUUCGGGAACUUUAAUCCUUCCUGCUCCUAAUGUACUCAGCAGAAUGAAAGAGGACCAGUCUUUGAGCUUGGCUUUCAUGGAGUAUGUUCUUACUUUGGUUCUUUCCAUAUUUCCUCAAAAUUCUAACCACUCAAAUCAUUCAGGGGUGAGUGGGAGGAAUCUGGGAUUAUAUGCUCUCUGGAACUGUGCUGCGAAUCGCCAAGAAGACACUUGCUCAGUGUGGCUGGAGCAAAAGGUAUCUUUCAGCAAUCAUUGCUUUCUUAAGAAGAUUCUAAAGUUUCUAUUAAGUCUCUUCUCCCUUUUUUCUAGGUCAAGGUUUUCUACAUUUUAUAUAAUAAAAUAAAAUGAAAUGCUGUCCAGGUCA